Carya illinoinensis is the source of this 2124-nucleotide messenger RNA. RefSeq lists its product as uncharacterized. Lineage: Eukaryota; Viridiplantae; Streptophyta; Magnoliopsida; Fagales; Juglandaceae. Bases 1 to 2124 code for a protein of 707 amino acids. The record is from RefSeq and is a predicted model, not a curated record. The transcript has 2 exons.
AUGUACCAAGAAGAGCAACUUGGUUCUGCUACCCGCCCUUUCAAACAAAUGGAAGAGUUCAGGUUGGCCUUGGUUGAGUGUGGUCUGAUGGACAUGGGUUAUAUAGGCUCAAUCUUUACUUGGUGCAAUAGAAGGGAAGGGUCAGAACUUACAAAAUCCAGAUUAGAUAGGGCCCUAAUAAAUGAGGAUUGGGCAAAUCUAUUUGAUGUUAAUCAAACCCAUGUUCUACCUGGCCAGUGCUCAGACCAUAACCCAAUCUUAAUCCAAUGUGUUAAUUCUGAUCAAGAAGUAUUUCCAAAGAGAAAGAUGUUCAGAUAUGAAGUGGCUUGGGGCAAUAGAGAAGGUUGUAAGGAUCUUAUUAAAGAAGUGUGGAGCCAGAGAUAUUUUAAGGGGACUAAACUUAAAGACACUCAAGCAGGGUUGGAGGGUUGUAGAAAAAAACUUCAGUCAUGGAGUAAGGAGGCAUUCAGAACUCAUAAGCGAUUGCUUGACCAGAAGGGAGAAAGACUCAGAAGACUUCAAGACUCUAACACAGGCCAGUUUAGUUGCCUGAUUAAAACAAUACAAAAGGAAAUAGAUGAGCUUCUUGAAGAGGAAGAACUCAAGUGGAGGCAAAGAGCAAAACAAAGGUGGCUUAGGGAUGGGGACAGGAAUACCAAGUACUUCCAUAGGUGUGCUACUCAUAGGAAGCAGAUGAAUUCAAUCAAAGUGGUUACCAGUGAGGAAGGUGUUAGAGAGCAUAGCCAAGAAGGUAUAGCCAGGGUCUUUCAAGCUUUCUACCAAGUACUCUUUUCUACAUCCCAUCCAGAGAAUAUUGAUGAAGCCUUGCAGUCUAUUCAACCGUGUGUAAGUGAAGAUAUGAACUUCUGGCUUACUAAGGCCUUCACUGAAGAAGAAGUGACAACAUCAAUUAAAGGCAUGAACCCCCUUGGCUCUCCUGGCCCGGAUGGUUUCCCAACUGUUUUUUAUCAACAACACUGGUGCACAGUUGGGAAGAGAGUUACAGAAGCAGUCCUUGAAGCACUGAAUAGCAGGCAAGGCCUCAGUGACCUAAACCAAACUUUCAUCUCUCUAAUACCAAAGAAGAAGCUCCCCCAAUCUGUUGUUAAUUUCAGGCCCAUCAGCUUGUGUAAUGUCCUCUAUAAAGUUGUCUCCAAAGUAAUAGUAAAUAGGCUCAAAACCAUCCUACCAAACCUGAUAUCAUCAUCUCAAAGUGCUUUUGUCCCAGGGAGAAACACUAGGAGAGAGGUUCAGCAGUCUAUCCUUCAGCAAGCAGGGCUCAGAGCUCAUAGUCCUUUUGAUAAGUAUUUGGGACUCCCUUCUUAUAUUGGGAAGCAAAGAACCAAAGCAUUCAGUUCAGUUGUGGAUAGGAUCAAGUCUAAAAUGGCUAGUUGGAAGACUAAAGUGCUUUCCCAAGGUGGAAAGGAAAUACUGCUGAAAUCUGUAUUGCAAUCAAUCCCCACAUAUAGCAUGGGAAUUUUUAAACUCCCUAAGUCAAUUGUUAAGAAUCUCAACAAGUUAUUACAGUCCUUUUGGUGGGCUCAAAUAGAUAGCAAGUCAAAAGUUCACUGGUUGAGUUGGCAGACAAUGGGAAAACCCAAGGAUCGGGGGGGCUUGGGGUUUAGAGACUUUGAGCUUUUCAAUCUAGCACUGCUGGCUAAACAAGGGUGGAGAAUCAUUCAAAAUCCUACCUCCCUUGCAGCUCAGGUACUGAAGGCCAAGUAUUUUUCAGGCUCUAGUUUUCUCUCAGCAAAAGGAAAAGCAAGCGACUCCUUUGUGUGGAGAAGUUUCCUCUCUGCAAGGCAUGUACUUAUGGAGGGAAUGCUGUGGAGUGUUGGUGAUGGAACCCAGAUAAAAAUUUGGAAAGAUAAGUGGCUUCCAAGUCCUUCUACCUUUAAAGUGCAAUCACCUGUAAGAAUUCUGAAUGCAGAGGCAACAGUAGCAGAACUCAUAAAUCCAGACACUAGGCAGUGGAACUUAAAUCUCAUCCAUGCCAUUUUCUCAGAACCUGAGGCCAAGGUAAUCAGCAAAAUGACUAUUAGCCAGUGUGGUAGUCAGGAUGUGCAGACGUGGAGGUGUUCAGAAAAUGGAAAAUUCACUGUUAGAAGUGCAUACCAUCUAUAA